Messenger RNA from Condylostylus longicornis, 609 nucleotides. It is a transcript of the gene Lamtor5, whose product is annotated as ragulator complex protein LAMTOR5 homolog. Gene Ontology annotation, cellular component: Ragulator complex; lysosome; cytoplasm. Lineage: Eukaryota; Metazoa; Arthropoda; Insecta; Diptera; Dolichopodidae. The record is from RefSeq and is a predicted model, not a curated record. Bases 100 to 381 code for a protein of 93 amino acids. The transcript is spliced from 4 exons. Gene Ontology annotation, molecular function: guanyl-nucleotide exchange factor activity. Gene Ontology annotation, biological process: cellular response to amino acid stimulus; positive regulation of TORC1 signaling.
GAAAUCAAUUCAUUUUAGAUUAAUAAAAUAAAAUUUUCUUGUAACAUAAAAAAACACAUACAUAUUUGUAAAUUUUAAAUAAGAAUUUCCAAUAACAGAAUGGAACAAACUUUAGAUAAAACCAUAAAUGAAAUAAUUUCAACUCCGAAUACAAUUGGGUGUCUUUUUGCUGAUAAACAGGGAUUAUGUUUAAGUGCAAAAGGUAAUAUAUCAACAAAAGCAGCUGGAAUUGCAAUCGCUAUCUCAGAGCAAGCUUGUAAAUUAGAACCAAACGCUAAUCCACCAGUUAUUUCUUUAGAUUAUGGAAAUAAAACUUGUUUAAUACAUAAAUACGGUGGACUUACUGGUGUUAUUUAUAAGCAAUCAACUGGACCCAAAUAACUGGGUACUUUUAUUUUGUUUUAUUAUUAUUUUUAAUUUAAGCAAAUCGUAUGAUAUACAUAAAAUAUAAUUUAUACAUUGAAUAUAAUAUUAAAUUAAAACAGAAUAUUUUAUAAAAAUAAUACGGAAUUGUUAUUUAGGUUUCAUAUUUAUGUAAUUAAACACCUGAAAUAUUAUAGUAUACAUAUUAAAGAAAAAUGUUUAGAAUCCUUAGUUUGUAAUUUUUUU